This is a messenger RNA of Trichoderma reesei QM6a, 846 nucleotides long. RefSeq lists its product as uncharacterized. The transcript is spliced from 2 exons. Gene Ontology annotation, molecular function: oxidoreductase activity, acting on the CH-OH group of donors, NAD or NADP as acceptor. NCBI's taxonomy places the organism in Eukaryota, Fungi, Ascomycota, Sordariomycetes, Hypocreales, Hypocreaceae. Bases 1 to 846 code for a protein of 281 amino acids. The record is from RefSeq and is a predicted model, not a curated record.
AUGAGCUUCCCAACACCUACGGCAAGGUACCACCAUGAACCCACGUCGGCAGUCGACCCAACACAGGAGCGUCUCUCAGCAGCAGGCAAAACCGUCCUCGUCACCGGUGGCGGAACUGCAAUUGGAGCAGCCACUGUCGAAGCCUUUGCAAAGGCCAAAGCGGACCACAUCUUUCUCAUCGGAAGACGUCUAAGUCUCCUCAAGGAGGUUGAACAAAAGACCGACCUGUCCAAGGAAGACCAGGUCAAGGAUCUCUUCCAGCAGAUCAACAAAGUCAGCUUCCUCGACAUCCUGGUAGCCAACGCAGGAUACCUCCCGGAACCCGGACCACUAGCUUCCAGCGAAACGAGCGAGUGGUGGAAGGGACAUGAGAUCAACGUGCUGGGUACUUAUCUUCUGGGAAAAUAUUUCCUCAACCAGUCUCAGCCCGUGCGAGGAAAGCCCGUCUUUGUCGGCGUCAACACCGGCGCAGCUCACAUGGGUCCGGCCGCCGGUCCCAUGAGCGGCUACGUCUCCUCCAAGCUGGCGGCUGCUUCCGUGGUGGAGUUUCUGCAGGCUGAGAAUCCAAACAUCAAGGCCUUCAACGUGAGUCCUGGAAUCGUGAAGAGCGACAUGGCUGACAAGGCCAAUAUGCCGCACUUGCCGCCUCAAGAUUCCCCGGAGCUCAUGGCCAACUUUGCGGUUUGGCUUGCGGGCCCUGAGUCGGACUUUCUCAGUGGGCGUUUCCUGUGGGCGAAUUGGGAUGUCGAAGAGCUGGUUGCUGCAAAGGACAAGAUUGAGGCGAACCCGGGGUUGUUACAUCUCACUUUGGAGGGUUGGUGGAACAACUUUGCUUCGCUUAAGUGA